AUGUUAAGUGCUUUAAGGUUUCCUGAGCAUUUAGUAAAGCUUAUCAUGAUUUGUGUUCGAACACCCAGAUUUUCUAUACUGCUAAAUGGCUCAAUGCAAGGAUAUUUUCCACCACAAAGAGGACUCAGGCAAGGAGAUCCCAUGUCACCUCUACUCUUCGUGUUAGGAAUGGAAUAUCUCACUCGUAUCUUGAGGAAAAUAGGUAACAAACCAGAAUUUCAAUAUCAUGAAAGACUCAAGUUAUUUUAUCAGACUUCUGGUUUGCAUCCUAAUGAAGCCAAAUCGGCUAUAUAUUGCUGUGGAAUGAGUACCAUGGAAGUUCAAAAAAUCAUGGAUAUUUCUGGUUUUGGGAGAAGUAAGUUACCAUUUAGAUAUCUAGGCAUCCCAAUUAGUUCAAAAAAAAUAUCAGCUGAAGAGUGUGAAAUGUUAGUGGAGAAAAUGACUCUUCGAAUUAGAACUUGGAGCUCUAGAAAUCUCUCGUAUGCAGGUAGAGUUGUUUUAAUUAAUUCAGUUUUUCUCACAAUCAGUUCAUACUGGUCUCAGAUCAUGAUUUUGCCCAAAGGAGUGCUACAAAAAAUAAAUGCUAUUUGCCGAGCCUUUUUAUGGAAAGCAGAGUCCAAGUUCUUGGGACCUGGCUUGGUUGGUUGGGAAACACUCUGUAAAUCAAAAAGGGAGGGUGGAUUGGGAUUUAGAAAUGUCCUAGAGUGGAAUAAAGAAGCGAUAGGGAACUAUAUAUGGGCUGUGGCAACAAAACAGGACAAUCUUUGGAUCAAGUGGGUUCACCAUGUAUACUUGGGUACAGCUGACUGGUGGAGUUAUGAAGCUCCAUCAGCAAGUAGCUGGUACUGGAAGCAAAUUGUCAAUGUCAAAAAUAGCUUCAAACAGUUGGUGGAUACUCAGGAAUUUCAGUCUGAAGCAUACCAGAUAAAAAAAGGCUAUCGAUUUUUAUGUCCAAUACAGAGCAAGGUCAUAUGGCAUCAUCUGGUUUGGGAUAACACAGCGGUACCAAAACAUAGAUUUCUGUUUUGGAUAAUCAUGUGUGGAAGACUGCCAGUUAGAGAGAGGUUACAGAAGUUUCAUAUAUGUCAAGAGGUGGAAUGUGUAGUGUGUGAAGCUGAUGUAGAGAGCAUACAACAUCUUCUCUUUGAAUGCACGUACAGCAGUAGAGUAUUAACAGAAGUAAAGAAUUGGCUAAAAUGGAGGACACCAGCUACUUCGAUCCAUGGAUUGAUGAGCAAUAUAAGGCAUAGCAGCAUAGCAAGUUCAAGAAAGGCGUGCUCACAGUCACUCUGGCUGCUAUGUGCUAUCAGCUCUGGCUAA
Molecule: messenger RNA, 1320 nt
Organism: Humulus lupulus (European hop)
Lineage: Eukaryota; Viridiplantae; Streptophyta; Magnoliopsida; Rosales; Cannabaceae
Exons: 2
Coding region: 1-1320 (439 amino acids)
Source: RefSeq, a predicted model, not a curated record